Penicillium manginii is the source of this 1116-nucleotide messenger RNA. Its product is annotated as Nif3-like dinuclear metal center hexameric protein. Gene Ontology annotation, cellular component: cytoplasm; mitochondrion. The coding region runs from base 1 to 1116 and encodes 371 amino acids. NCBI's taxonomy places the organism in Eukaryota, Fungi, Ascomycota, Eurotiomycetes, Eurotiales, Aspergillaceae. The transcript has 4 exons. The record is from RefSeq and is a predicted model, not a curated record.
AUGGCAUCUCCAAUUUCAUCAUCCUCGCCCUUUACCCGCUCAGUCGUGGAAUCUAUGAGGAAGAUCUACCCUGAAGCGCUAGCAGACAAGAGCUUUGACAACACUGGAUUGCUUCUUGAGGCUCCCUUUGACCCAUCACGACGACAGAAGAACUCGGUUCUCCUCGCCAUCGACUUGACAACCGCCGUUGCCGAUGAGGCUAUCAAACGUCGGGAUUCAGCCAUCGUGGCCUACCAUCCGAUCAUCUUCCGCGGCCUGAAGGCUAUCACCCUCGAUGAUACACAACAACGAUCACUCCUGCGAUUAGUCCAACAUGGAAUUAGUGUCUACUCCCCGCAUACCGCAGUUGAUACCGUCCCUGGAGGAAUGGCCGAUUGGCUUUGUGACGUGGUAACGGGUACCUUCCAACCCGUCGCGACUCAGACACAUCCUGCUUCUCAGAGCUGUAAUUCCAAGUUAUACUCGGUUCCGACCUACCCUCAGGCUCAAGCUGUUCCCACUGGAGCAUCGGCAGACGCAUCCCAGCAAAUCCCCCAUACCCGAUCCACCAUCCACCCAUCUCCUGCGGCGUCAAUUCCGGAAGGAUUCGAGUCGGCCGGUGCGGGCCGUCUGGUCACAUUCAACGAGGAUCAACCUCUUACAACUCUGAUUGACCACAUUGGUCGUGGUGUUGGUCUCCCCGGCGGUAUCCCCAUUGCGAUUCCGCAAUCGCAGUCAAUUGACAACAUUCGCAUUCGUACGGUCGGCAUGUGCCCCGGUUCGGGAUCGGGAGUACUCAUGCGCGGGAACGAAAUCCCCGAUCUGCUAUUUACGGGCGAGAUGAGCCAUCAUGAGACGCUGGCUGCUACGGAACGUGGUUCGGUGGUCAUCUCUUUGGCCCACUCCAACUCCGAGCGCGGAUACCUUCGGGCUGUCAUGCAAACCCAAUUGCUGCAGGAACUCUCGCGACAGUGGAAGGCCGACCGGGAGAGUGCUCUGCAGGCCCUUCACGAUAGCGCGAAGCAGGGUGGAUCAGCUUUGUCCUCUUGCGCUGAGAUCUACCAAGAUGGCGGCGUAGAGGUAUCAGUUAGUGAAGCCGACCGUGAUCCUUAUGGAAUCAUGGUCUGGCGAGGAUAG